This is a messenger RNA of Solenopsis invicta (red fire ant), 5323 nucleotides long. Its product is annotated as trichohyalin. Bases 3490 to 4710 code for a protein of 406 amino acids. Gene Ontology annotation, cellular component: motile cilium. The record is from RefSeq and is a predicted model, not a curated record. Gene Ontology annotation, biological process: cilium organization. Lineage: Eukaryota; Metazoa; Arthropoda; Insecta; Hymenoptera; Formicidae. The transcript has a single exon.
UUAUGUGAACAAUAGAUAGAAAAGCGUUGGAAUAAAGAUAUUACUACAAAGAGUAUCUUUAUCAGAAUUACAUAUUUCUCAUUUAUAUACACUGAGAGAGAGUUGUUGACUAAAUAUUUCAACUUGAUUACAUUUCUUCAGUUCAAGUAUUUAUGUACUUAACCGAAAUACACAGAAUGCUUAAACGUCCGUUUAAGCAUUUAUAUAUGUACCUUAAAUACACAACUACUUGUACCAAAGAAAUUUAAUUAAGUUGAAAAAUUUGGUUUCUCGACUUUUUUCUCAAAAUGUGAAUAUAUUAUAAAGAAAGCACAUUUUUUUUCUUCACAUUGAAUUUUCCUUCCGAGAAGACAGAAAAGGCAAAUUCUAUUUCAUUGCACUCAUAAAAUAUAUUAUAUGUUAAAUACAGUGUUAGUUUAAAAUUUAAAAUGAAAAAUCGUGAAAUGCUACUUGUUUAUUAAAUUCUAAUUUGUUUUGGAAUUGUAGAAUUUUCUCCCUCUUGUGUGUGUUUUAUUGAUAGAGAUAAAAUUGUCAAGGUGCUUAACGUAAAAAUCUCUCCGCAAACAAACUACCAUCAUUAAUCUGUCUUUAAAACAAUUAUUAAAUUUACGAGAUUGAAAUGGUUUCGCGGAACAUCUACUCCAUAAAAUCUGUUGCAUAUGCAUAAAGCGUAAUGCUACGCUCGAGCUAUUCACUAGACAAACGAUACCUAUUAGUAAUGUCUACGUACAUUUUAACGGUCGGCAACAAUUAUAUCGCUGCACAUAAAACAAAACGGUUCGUUGAGCAAGAGUCGCCACAAUUUGAUCAAAUAAGCGGCCUUGAUCGCCCAAGAAUGCCAUUACUCAAGCGCACGGCGCUCUGUUCUCUUAUUAUCGGAGCGAAUAUUUUCUAUCAAGUACUCUCACGUAAUUCACGUACAUUUUAUCUUAGCAAUUUUUUUACAUUUGCGAUUAACAUACAAAUUGUUUCACGAAGAAAUUUAAUUUUCUCGGAAAUAAUCUCGUCUUAAUUCUUCGCAUUAAAAAAAUAAAAUUUUAAUUGUUAAACUGCUUUAAAAAGUAAUAUUUUGCAACAAAAUAAUUCGCAAAUUUAUUAUUUCAUCAAACAAUUUAAACGUUCGUUUGUCUAAAAAAAAAUAGAAUGAUCAACAAAGGAAAGUCAUAGAGCUUUAUAAAUCAUUUUAUUUUUUCAUAAUUUGUAAUGUAAUUUUAACAAAGUUACUUAACGAGAUAAUAACUGCAAAUUUUUAUAUUAAUUCAUACCAAAUAAUUACACAUUUUACAAAAUUUGGAUUUUAUAUCUUUAACAGUAUUUUUUACAGACCGAUAUAUCGUAUUAAGCUAGGAAAUGUUUGAAUUAUUCAUCCGUCAAUAGAGUUAUUGCAAAAUCCUGCCAUUGAUGUUUUGAUAAAAUGUACGCUAACUGUGUGGGCACUCCAGCAAAUUACAGUCCUGUACUCAAACUGGCAGCUGCUUUAGCCGAACAAGCGGCUCGCAAUUGUGGAACGCAUAUGUCAAAGUCAUAGGGGCAGAAUGCUGAUUCAAUCUUUUGGUAUCUUUUUAGAAAACUCGAACGAGAUGAUUUGUAACACAUUUCGUCACGUUCUAGAUCGACCCUCGUACAAUACGAGUACGAUUUCAUCCUCUUAUAAAAAUCAAAUUUUCCCCGGAGAAUAUCUUUCGAGCAUUACAUAAAUAAAUUACUUUUACAUCAAUUUGUACAUGGUAUAUUAGAUACAAUAACAUACAUUAAAUGUAUAGGAUGAACAAUUGAAGAAAAAUUCGCUGAUAAAUCUAAAUAUCUGUUAAUGACAACACUGUAGCUUAAAUUACACGCAUUGUUUCACUUUCGUGAUCUUCUCUAUUCCUUGAUCAUUAAUGAAAGCGCUGCAAUCGCUCUAGGAUUGAUAAAUCCUAUUUAAGGUUGAAUAAAUAAAUUUACAUCCUAUUUGUAUAAAUUAUUGGAUACACUCAUCUUAUGACAUAGCCAUAAUCGUUAUGGCAAUGAGUGUACUCUUAUUUAAUAGAAAAGCGCCUAACGUGAUCCCGAGUAAGUUCAAAGUUUGCUUGUGUAUCGAAGCUGAGACCCAACGAUAGUUUUCAUUUUCACUACUAUCAACAAUAGAGCCACUGCGGAAAAAAAAUGUAGCGGCAUCGCAGCCCACUUCUUCCAUUCACCACUAAAUCUGAAAUAACCCAAUUCAUUGUGUGCGAACAUUCCCAAGGUGUACUUAACUCCCGUAAGGAAAAAAUGAGAGGCGCGGACAGGAGGGGGGAGAGGAGAAGGAAGUACGAAGAAGUACUAGUCAACAUGAAGGCUACCUACCGUUAAUCUGAACGUUAAUGCGGCUCGGUGCACGAGCAUAAGUCUCGCGUCAUGCGAGAUGCAAAUGCGAGCCGCAUCGCGAGGAAUUUUUUGUUGCUGACAAGCCGAGCGCUUCUUUCACCGCGCCACGCCGCGCCGCGGCGAUGUUUCCCGCGUGAUUCGCGCGAUGUCGAAUCAGACGACGCGUUAAUUAAUUAGCGCGUUCACCUUCGCGGAGCAAAGAAUGAAUAGAAAAGUGUAUAGACACAAAAAAAAAUGCAUAAUAUGAUGCGGUAUACGCUUAACGAGCAGAAAUCGACCAAAACAAUGCAAUGUUUAAUGUAUGAGCCUUCAAAGUGUAUGCUAGGAAGAUACCCUAGACCUUUUAAUUUACAGAAUUAGAACUAGAUUGUAACAAUGACAAAAAAAUGAAUUAAUUAGUGAUAAACCAAGUAUAAUUGUAAUGAUCGUUAAAUCGUUUACAUAAUAUUAAACACAACAUAAAAUUACGUUAUUAUACUCGUGCCAACAUAUUGUUAUAACGAAUAAACAAUUGUCUCUUUCAUUAUCACAACUUUAAUUGAAAUAUUGUAAUCGUGAAUUAAUAAAAGUUUUGAAAAAAGAAAUCGUCAGAAAGAACAUUGAUUUGGUUGAUUUACGUUUAAAAAGAUUAAUAUGAUAAAUAUUAUCCAAUUUAAUCGCUCGAAUUAAAUCUAGUUUUUCCAUUAUUAAAUAUUUAAUACUAUUAUUCCUUAAUGUUCUUUGUUAAUUAACUAACUAACUUAUCUACUUAUUUUAACACUUAUGAACGCUUUAUAUUUAUAUGUAUAAUACAGUGUUUAUCCAUUACUGGAUCGUUUCUUUUGUCCAUUAAAUCUUUUACGCUAUACAUCGUAGACGCCUGUUAAUGCCUGCCCUAAAUUACAGUAAAAAAUUUUCGAAGAUGUACAAAUAUAUAUUAUUUCUGCAUUUAAAUUAAUCCGCGUUUUCUACAUCCGUUGAACUAGCGUUGAACUAACCCUUGCAGGCGAAACCGGAAGAUUAUGACCAGCUCGCAACACGUUAGAGCGCAGCUCGCCUAACCCCAACGCAGCUCACAUCCAAUUCCACGAUCUGUAUCGCGCGAACGCGCAAUCUCCUCCGGAUCGAAAGGCGAGAGAUAUCUAAAAUUAACGGUCAACGAUGGACGAAACACCCCCGAGCAACGAGAACGCUUUGUACUUCGCCCGGUUUCGUCGCAGUUGCCGCAACCGCGAGUCUUAUGACACGAUCGCGGAACUGGCGGCUGAAUUGCGGCGUGCCUAUAUGGUGAAAGGGCUGCAGGCUCAACUCGAUGAGAAACAGGCGCACAAAUACGCCGAGCUCGUGCGAAAACGCGAGGUCGCCGACUUGAUCCGGCAGGAACAGCAGGAAGUGUUGGAGGAGGAUCUCCGGUGCCAGUCGGAGAUCCUGCGGAAGUCGGAGGAGUACAGACGGCAGUUGGACGAGCAGUUGACACGAAAAGAGAAUGAGAGAAGAGUCAUUGUGGAGGAAGCACGCGAGUACAGGAAGUUCUUGGAAGAAGUGGACCGAGAGCAAGAGGAACGGGAGCGCUCGAAGGCGCUGGAGAAGAGGUGCAAGCUGGUGGAGAAAACGAGGCAAGAAAGAGUGAUCCUCGAAGAAACGAGGGAGGCGCGUCGACAGGAGGAGCGCGAGGCGGAAGAGAAGAAGCGACUGAAAGAUCUCGAGUACUUGAAGGAGAUAGAGGAGAGAUCGAAGGAGAUGAGCAGGCUGCGACGGGAGCAGAUAGAGAGGCGCGAGCGUGUCCUGCUGGAAACAACGAGGCUGAUGCUGGACGCCCAGGCACGAAAACGAGAAAGGGAAGAGCGACUGAUUGAUCUCGUGGCAGAGGAGAUCAGGUGCGAGCUUGUAAUCAGGGAGAUGGAGGAGGCGAUGCGUAGGAAAAAGAUGCAGCAAGAACUGGCAGCCAGUUUACGGGAACAGAUAGUCUUCACGGAACGGUGCAGGCUGCGUUUCGUGGAGGAGGAUAAAGCAUGGGCCGACGAAGUUAUGAGAAAGAUUAUGGAAGAUGAGAGGAUGGCGAGGUGCACGGCGGAGGCGAAAAGAAGGCUUAGAGUGCAGUACCGGAAAGACCUGGAGAGUUUGAUUGAGCACCGCCGCAGGAUUCGCGAAGAGGAGAUUGCUAGGAUUGAGGAAAUCGCUAAAGAGCAACAGAAAUUGGAACUACUCGAGGCAGAACGUGCGAAGGAGGAGAGGAAGCGCUUGUUGAUGAUACACGCAGCUAAUAUCGCCAACUUUGUGAACAGGGCGACUCUCACUGCCGAGGAACAAGAGAUGCUCGACGUAUUAACGAAGAAAAAUAGGGACGCUGAAAAUAUCGAUGAUGGAGGCGCGAAAGAUUGAACAAAGGUGAUAGAGGCGCUAAGAAAAUUUCAUUUCCAGAUAGCAGUGUCGGCGAAAGAAUCGUUAUAAUGAGAAGGUAGAGAAUAACAAUAAUGAAAAGUUAUUGUACUAUCCGUGGAAAAAAAAAAUGGCAACGAUCGAUCUGGAUUCAUCGCAGUAUUCGCAAGUAACUAGAAUUUGUGGGACGGUUAAUAAAGAGAAAGAAGCUAAGGUCGACGAAGGGAGUAACAUUAAAGUUAGCAAGGAAGUGCAAUAUAUAGCUGGAAAAAGAAAGAAACUUCGUUUGGCAAGAAGCAGAGUUCGAAAGAGUAAAGGCCAAAGAAAACGCAGUGAUCGACGAGGAGAAAACUGAGAUUGACGACGACAGUGAUGUUAAAGUUGAAGAACGUGUUUCUUCCUUGACGUUACGUGUACCUUAUUAACAAGAGAGGAAAACAAUUCAUAGAAGAUUAAAAUUCGUUUAUUCAGCAUUUGCCUUUGAACAAUUUCAUCGAUCGUUUCGUUAAUAAUUUUUAAGAAAAACCGAGUAUGUGUGAAAGAAUGGGGAUUCGUGGUUAAAUGAACAUGUAUACAAUGUUUGCUUUUAAUAAAAAAGUUAAUUACUGGAAUAAAA